ACAAGUGCUAAGCUUUCUGAGCGCUGGGGCUGUGGGCCACAAGGUUAAGCCUGAACUAGUCUUCCCUGGAAACUGGUUGCUUCUGACGAACAGAGAUGGAAAGCUACCCGACCCGUACAGAUAUCCCGCCAUGGGUGAAAAUUCCCGAAGAUCUGCAAGAUCCAGAAGUAUUCCAAGUCCAGACUCCGCUGCUAAAUUCUCUGUUUGGCCCACAGGGAUCUCGAAUCCCUUACAUCGAGCAGGUGAGCCAGGCCAUGUUCGAGCUGAAGACUCUGGAAUCUUCCGAACUCACCGAGGUCUUAGUUUAUGGCUCUCACAACAACAAGCUUCGGGCCAAAUGGAUGCUUCAAUCCAUGGCUGAGAGGUGCCGCCUGCGCCAGGAGAGAGGAAUGCUCAAGCUGGAGGAAGCCAUGAAGACCCUGGAACUAGGCCAGUGUUGA
Molecule: messenger RNA, 440 nt
Organism: Peromyscus eremicus (cactus mouse)
Lineage: Eukaryota; Metazoa; Chordata; Mammalia; Rodentia; Cricetidae
Gene: Dppa5
Product: developmental pluripotency associated 5
Exons: 3
Coding region: 96-440 (114 amino acids)
Biological process (GO): regulation of gene expression
Cellular component (GO): cytoplasm
Molecular function (GO): mRNA binding
Source: RefSeq, a predicted model, not a curated record